AUGCUGUUCGGCAAGUUCAUCGAUCAGGUACUAGAGUGGAAGAAAGCAGGAGUGCCACGCGCCAAGGAGCUCUAUCAACGUCUCUGGGGCGCUCUCUCCAAGUACAACAAGUCCAAAGAGUAUGUCAACAUCAAGGCAGAGAAGAAUGUUGUCAUCGACAAGGCGCUCGGUAUUACUGACGUAUACUUCAAGGCCAGUCUCCCAGAGAAUCACUCGAUCGAUGCGAUGAACAUCACUCACAAUGGCAACGUCAUGGUCAAGUCAAUCAACAACCUCGACACGUUCGACACGCCAUUCGCUCGCAUCAUGCCAUUCAUCAUCUCUCGUGGUCGCAAGAUGAUUGGAACGAUAAUAAAGGAUGACAUUGCCAACAUCAAACGUGUGCACACCGAUGGAUUCGUCUCGACCAAGCCCUGGACUGUCAAGGUUGGACCAGGUGACUGGUCGUCUCAUCAUUUAUUGUAG
Molecule: messenger RNA, 465 nt
Organism: Acytostelium subglobosum LB1
Lineage: Eukaryota; Evosea; Eumycetozoa; Acytosteliales; Acytosteliaceae
Exons: 1
Coding region: 1-465 (154 amino acids)
Source: RefSeq, a predicted model, not a curated record